This is a messenger RNA of Cuscuta campestris, 2142 nucleotides long. The record is from the annotation of a GenBank genome assembly. NCBI's taxonomy places the organism in Eukaryota, Viridiplantae, Streptophyta, Magnoliopsida, Solanales, Convolvulaceae.
AAUAAUUAUAACACAAUAAUAAAUUCCCUUUAUUUGGCUGAAGGGAAACAAAUAUACAUUAUAAUCAUUAAUUAUAUAAAUAAAGAAGCUAUUAUUAAGAAGUUUGCAAUGGAAAAGGAGGGCAGAAAGAUGGAUUAUGAUGAUAAUAAGGGGAAAAAAGAUGGAGAAAAAUGGGUUUAUGAUUCCUCCGUGGAUAGCAAAGGAAGAGUUCCUCUCAGAGCUUCUACUGGCGUCUGGAAAGCCUCCUUCUUCAUCAUUAUAAUAGAGUUUGCUGAGAGGCUGAGCUUCUUCGGCAUAGCGACGAAUCUGAUAACGUAUCUCGCGAGAGUGAUGCAAAAUGACCUGAAAACCGCCGCAAAGAACUCAAACUACUGGACGGGGGUCACGACGGUGAUGCCAUUGGCGGGCGGCUACCUAGCCGAUUCCCACACCGGCCGCUUCUUCGUGAUCGUCUUCUCUUCCUUCUUGUACCUCAUGGUAUGUAUACAUAUUAGUGGACUGAGUCUACUCACAGCCACACAAUUCAUCCCCGGCCUCAAAUCAUGCAACCUCCCGAACUGCCGCGGAGGCGGCGGCCGGCCGCCGAGGAGGGCGCACAAGGCCGCCUUCUACCUGGCAAUCUACCUAAUAUCUCUGGCGACGGGAGGGUUCAAGCCGUGCCUGGAGAGCUUCGGGGCGGACCAGUUCGACGACAGCCACCGGGAAGAGAGGAAGCAGAAGAUGUCCUUCUUCAACUGGUGGAACGUCUCCCUCUGCUGCGGCCUCUUGCUCGGCGUCACCGUCGUGUCUUACCUGGCGGAGUACGUCGGCUGGGGAGCCGCCGCCGCCGUCCUCACCGCCGCCAUGGGGAUUUCCACUCUGGUUUUCUGCUCCGGACGGCCGUUUUUCCGGUACAGAUUCGCCGCCGGCAGUCCCCUGACGCCCUUGUUACAGGUGAUCGUCGCUGCCGUUGCAAAAAGGAAGCUCGAUCAUCCUCCCACUCCCGAAAUGCUGUAUGAAGUUGAGAAAUGUAAGAAUCCCACAACCAGACUUCUCUCCCACACCAACAGUCUAAGGUUUCUUGACAAAGCAGCAAUCAUGGAAGAUGAUGUUGAAGCUAGUACUAGUGAGAAACAGAGUCCAUGGAGGCUGGCAACAGUGACUCAGGUUGAGGAGACCAAACUGGUACUGAACAUGGUUCCCAUCUGGCUAACCUCCGUGAUGCUAGGAGUCUGCAUGUCCUUCGGCUCAACCUUCUUCGUCAAGCAAAGCACCGCCAUGGACCGCCACGUGGGCCCCCACGUGGAGAUCCCACCGGCAAGCAUCUACGCGCUCUCCGCCGUUGGCCUCCUGUUGUCCGUCAUCGCCUACGAGAAGGUCCUCGUGCCCGUCCUCAGGAAACGGACGGGCAACGAGAGAGGCAUCUCGAUUCUCCAGAGAAUCGGGGUCGGGCUCGUCCUCAACGUCGUGGGAAUGACGAUCGCGUCCGUGGUCGAGAGAGAGAGGGUGAUGAGAAGUAGUAGGGGUGCUCCGUCCAUGAGCGUCUUCUGGCUCACGCCUCAGUACAUGGUUCUUUCCAUCGGGGACGGUUUUAGCCUCGUCGGGCUACAAGAGUUCUUCUAUCAUCAGGUUCCCGAUUCGAUGCGGAGUUUGGGGAUGGCAUUUUACCUCAGCGUGCUCGGAGUCGGGAGCUUCUUGAGUAGCUUCUUGAUAUCGGUUGUGGAUAGAGUAACCGAGAAGCACGGGGGGAGUUGGUUCGGGGCGGAUAUGGACCGUAGCCGAGUAGACAAGUUCUAUUGGCUGAUCACCGCCAUGACUGCACUGGAUUUGUGCUUGUAUCUCUUCUUUGCACAUAGGUACACUUACAAGAAUGUGCAUGGAACUUUGGAUGAUGAUGAUAAUGCAGACCUUCAAAUGACAGAUUCUGCUGAAUGAGAGGAAAAAAACAGUGAUAUUAAAACAAUGCUUGUGUUUUAAAUUUUGUUGUGUUUUUGUGUUAUAAGAGGUUUGUAAUAAAUGCACUUAGAAAGGGAAAUGGUCUAUGGCAUAAAGCCAUAAUAUAAACAAGCUCAAAGUCAACAUCAUGGCUUAUUUGCAAAUAAACAUUGAAUUGAGUUGAAAAGGCCACAUUAUGAAUUUUGUUGGCUCCUUUUCUUUACCUUC